Messenger RNA from Gopherus evgoodei (Goodes thornscrub tortoise), 2687 nucleotides. It is a transcript of the gene GPN1, whose product is annotated as GPN-loop GTPase 1. The coding region runs from base 447 to 1979 and encodes 510 amino acids. The record is from RefSeq and is a predicted model, not a curated record. NCBI's taxonomy places the organism in Eukaryota, Metazoa, Chordata, Testudines, Testudinidae. The transcript has 14 exons. Gene Ontology annotation, molecular function: GTPase activity; ATP hydrolysis activity.
CAACCCAUGGAACUCAUUGCCAGGAAAUGUUGUGAAGGGCAAAAGUAUAACUGAAUUAAAAAAAAAUAGAAACAUUAUACAGGAUAGGUCCAACAGUGGCUACUAGCCAAGAUGGUCAAGGAUGUAAUCCAUGCUCUGGGUGUCCCUAAACCUCUGACUGCUAGAAGCAGGUAGUGGAUGAUGGGAGUGGAUCACUCAAUACAUUGCCCUGUUUUGUUCAUUCCCUCUGAAGUAUCUGGAACCGGGCAUGGGCAUCCUCAGAAGACAGGAUACUGGUCUAGAUGGACCAUCAGUCUGACGUGGUAUGGUCGCUCUUACAUAGAUGCUCACAAUAAUCCAUUUUGGCCUUAGAAUCUUUGAAUGAAUUUAUCUUCCUCUCCUCUCCUGAUCUUUCAUGGAAUUCCUCCUUCCCUUUCCUCUCAGGUCUGCUUUCUUCCCCUUCCCCAAUGUCACCUUCCUGUCUUUCCACAGGUAGCGCACACUCCUGGCCAAUAGACCCAGACCCACGAGACUCCCUUGCAUUCAAGGGCCCCAACUACUCGUGCACCCGCUGGAUGGGUUACCCCACCCCCAAGACACGCACACUCGUCGUGCUGCCUGCUCCCGCACGGCCACAUCCCUUCCAAAGGGCGGUCAGGACCCUGCUGCCCAUCGCACGUGCGGCGCCGGGACGCUCCUGGGAGAAGGCCUGUGGGCUGGCAGAGGACACGAUGCCGUGCUGGGGGCGGCAGGGCAGCCAGCCCCGGAGCCAGUCGCUUUCUUUCCCGAAUCCCGCCCCGGCGCUUACACUCCGCUCCCGACCGGAAGCGCUUUUCGAUCUGCUCCGGAAGCGGAAGGGGCAUUACAAGAUGGCGGCGGCUGCAGAGGGGGCGCCGGCAGGAGCCGGCUCCGAGUCUUCGGCCCCGCCGGUGUGCGUGCUGGUGCUGGGCAUGGCGGGCUCUGGGAAAACCACCCUGGUGCAGAGGCUCACUGCUCAUUUGCACAGCCAGAAUUCCCCGCCCUACGUCAUCAACCUGGACCCCGCUGUGCGCGAGCUCCCCUUUCCAGCCAACAUCGAUAUCAGAGACACAGUGAAGUACAAAGAAGUCAUGAAACAAUAUGGUCUGGGCCCAAAUGGUGGAAUAGUGACUUCUCUCAAUCUCUUUGCCACAAGAUUUGAUCAGGUGAUGAAGUUUAUUGAAAAGCGACAGAACACAUCUCAAUAUGUUCUUAUUGAUACACCAGGACAGAUUGAGGUGUUCACUUGGUCAGCCUCAGGCACUAUCAUCACUGAGGCACUGGCUUCCACUUUUCCUUCAGUUGUCGUUUAUGUGAUGGACACAUCUCGCAGCACCAGCCCGAUCACCUUUAUGUCUAACAUGUUGUAUGCUUGCAGUAUCCUGUACAAAACAAAACUACCUUUUAUUUUGGCCAUGAACAAGACAGAUAUCAUUGAUCACAGUUUUGCAGUAGAAUGGAUGCAGGAUUUUGAGAUCUUUCAAGAUGCCUUGAAUCAAGAGACAACAUAUGUUAGUAACCUGACUCGUUCCAUGAGCCUGGUGUUGGAUGAGUUUUACAGCUCACUCAAGGUGGUUGGUGUUUCUGCCGUGCUGGGUACAGGACUGGAUGAAUUUUUUGUUAAAGUCUCUGAAGCUGUAGAUGAAUAUGAGAGGGAGUAUCGUCCAGAAUAUGAGCGUCUGAGAAAAUCACUGGCGAAAGCCCAGAGCAAGCAGCAGAAAGAGCAGCUGGAACGUUUGCGGAAAGACAUGGGCUCUGUGGCUAUGGAGAGCAAUCCACUUGCAGAUUCUUCUGACACUUCUGCAUUGGGCCCCUCUGACUUGAUCAUGACACGAGGAACUUUGGAUGAGGAAGAUGAAGAGAGAGAGAGUGAUACUGAUGAUAUUGACCAUCAAGUGACUGAGGAAAGCCACGAAGAACCAGCCUUCAGAAACUUCAUGCAGGAGACAAGGAUGAAGUACCAGAAUAGAAGCAGCCACUAAGAGAGACUUUCAGAAGCAAAGUGCUGCAAACCCUUCGACUGGCGAGAACAGCAAGAGCAAACUGUCCACCACCUUCUGUGCUGUGAAGACACCAGUGCAGCCUUGUAUGCAAUCUAACUUCUGUGAAGCAUUUUCUCUGAUACUUAAAUAUCUGUACUUGAAAAAUCAGUUGGUUACUGUGAGCUGGAGUUCUAACUUCAGGUGUUUAAACUUUUGCCAUUGUGACUUUUAAAACAAAAUAAGGAUUGCACUUUUCCCUUUUCUCCAAAUAGUUUUGCUCUGCCUUGUUGGGAACUUGAAUUCCUGGUGUGUCAGCAUUAUUGUCUGGAAUUUUGAUCCACCCCUGGGAGUUCAACACCAUCCCCACAUUCAAAGCUCAUGGUUUCUCUUGGAUGCAGGGGAUGGGUGAGACCUCUGCUGGAAGGCUCUUCUGAGAAUUGUCUCCAUUUAGUUAUGAUGGUGGCUCAAAUUAAGAGGGUUGGGGCAAUAGUGUUGUGUGAUAACAGCCAGAGCCUCAAUUUUAAAUAUAUUCCCUAUUAAAUUCUGCAGCUAAAAUUUGAUCAGAGGCUAGAAAGGUUUUUUCAGGAACUUUUCUAAAUGGAGUUUUCUCUGAGUGACUGAAACAGGGUAACUGAAAUGUCACUGCAAUCCCAUGUUUGACAUUUUAUUUUGUUCUAUAAUUUAUUAUAAAGUAUUUUUUGCUAUUGA